Microdochium trichocladiopsis is the source of this 1862-nucleotide messenger RNA. RefSeq names its product nucleotide-diphospho-sugar transferase. The transcript has 2 exons. Gene Ontology annotation, cellular component: endoplasmic reticulum membrane. The coding region runs from base 231 to 1448 and encodes 405 amino acids. NCBI's taxonomy places the organism in Eukaryota, Fungi, Ascomycota, Sordariomycetes, Xylariales, Microdochiaceae. The record is from RefSeq and is a predicted model, not a curated record.
GCAGCUGAGACGCGUCCACUCAAGUAAACCCCCAUCCCCACGUUCGGUGGACUUAGAUGGGUGAGACAACUAGUUCCCCAAAUCUUUACCAUUGACAUUGUGCAAGCUCCUUCGUGACCUCAAUGGUACUGUACAAUCACGAAAAAGCAAAAGCGGACACCUACACAUCCCGUGCCAUUUCAAGAUCCUGAUGCACAACAGGUCGUGAAGACGGCCGUCUCUACCUCACCAUGGCGGCCGAGCAGUACCUACACAUCCUGGUGUUGGGUGUGCCCGUAGUCGGCACGCUUCUCCUCGCCAUCCUGUACGCCGUCCUCCACUUCUUCGCACCGAAGCCGCGGCCCGUUCUUCCCUCAGAGAAGUACUACCUGACCUCGACGCCCGAUGGAAAAGGCACCGUAACUCGACAACUACCGUGCUGGCACGACCGAUGGCACGCAGAGCGGCAGGCCAGCGACAAGUCCAACAAGAAUGACCCCGACGGGCAAUACAUACCAGACACGGGCUCCAUCGAACCAGCCGAAGUCAAGAUGAGCAUUGUGAUACCCGCGUACAACGAGGAGAGCCGGAUCCUCGGUCCUCUCAAAGAGGCUGUCGAAUACUUGGAUGCUGCCUUUGGGCGGCCGUCGCAGCCCAACGCGAAAGGCGCCGCUACCAGCCCCCGCACGGCGCGCCCAACGACACCCCGUCGACAUGUUAAGAAUGCGCCCCGGGAAGAUGUUACAGGGUACGAGAUUAUCAUUGUGAAUGACGGCAGCAAGGACAACACUGUACACGUCUGCUUGCAGUUUGCCCGGGAGAAUGGCCUCCACGACAUCAUCCGGGUCGUCAACCUGGAGAAGAACCGAGGCAAGGGCGGCAGCGUGACGCACGGCUUCCGCCACGUCCGCGGGGAAUAUGCCCUCUUUGCGGAUGCGGAUGGUGCCUCCAAGUUCAGCGAUCUGGGCAAAUUGGUCGAGGGCUGCGAGGAGGUCGCAGACAGCAGCUACCGGGGGGUCGCCAUCGGCAGCAGAGGUCACCUUGUGGGGAGCGAGGCGGUUGUUAAGCGCUCCGCUAUGCGCAACUUCCUGAUGCGGUCCUUUCACCUCGUCCUGAUGAUCUUGACCCCGCCGGCGACCUCACGAAUCCGCGACACGCAGUGUGGCUUCAAGCUCUUCUCUCGAGCUGCGUUGCCGCACAUUGUGCCAUAUAUGCACACGGAGGGGUGGAUUUUCGAUAUCGAGAUGCUCAUGCUAGCCGAGUCAGCACCGGCAGUCCCUAUCCUAGGCCACAACGGCAGCGCUAUUGGCAGCAGCCCGGGCAUCAAGGUGGCAGAGGUGCCGAUCGAUUGGCAUGAGGUACCUGGCAGCAAGAUGGACCUGAUUGCGGACAGCAUCAAAAUGGCCAUAGGCCUCGCUGUGUUGCGGGCGAGCUGGAUGCUGGGUGUAUACAGAAGGCGUCUGACAUGACGCAUGAUACGAGGGACGACCCGUAUACAAGAAUCUCACAAGGUCGAAGCAUAUCCGCCUUCUACUACCUAAGUGUUUCGUGAUGCUAGCACGAUAAUCCUGAUGAAGAGCGCAAGCGUUAACAGGGUCGCAGCGUGAGUUCUUGUCUCACUGUAAGACAAGGCCGGAUGUCCAAAGCCAGGCCCUUAGAUCCUUGACAUGUGACAGGACAACAUAGUAGACGUCCUUUGGCGUGGGCCCGCUUAGUUCAAAUGUUCCUAUCGCUGAAAUCCGCGGGUGGCGUUUUGUGGCUGUGGCAGGUCCAAGUCCAGAGAUCUGGCAAACCACAAAUCAGUGUGUUGGCAGGACGUGUCUAGUCUAUUGUGUCAUGACUUUGCAGACAGGACAGGGCAGGAGAAAUGGAUCCGUUCCGAG